This is a messenger RNA of Exophiala viscosa, 984 nucleotides long. RefSeq names its product Fe-Mn family superoxide dismutase. Gene Ontology annotation, molecular function: superoxide dismutase activity; metal ion binding. Gene Ontology annotation, biological process: superoxide metabolic process. The record is from RefSeq and is a predicted model, not a curated record. The coding region runs from base 1 to 984 and encodes 327 amino acids. Lineage: Eukaryota; Fungi; Ascomycota; Eurotiomycetes; Chaetothyriales; Herpotrichiellaceae. The transcript is spliced from 3 exons.
AUGAUCAUACGACCCGCGACGAGGCCGCAGACGGUCCUGCGAGCUGUCGUCAACCAAGCUUCUCCCCUUCUCUCUCGAUCGCAGCGUCGAUGCAAACACAGUCCAGCAGAAUGGGCAGAUAGACAGAGACAAGAGAGGUUCACCCAGCGUGGCGUUCCUGGUUUCCUCUCCGCGAAGACAUACCAAGAGACCUAUGCAAAGUACACCAAACAUUUAUGUGACAAGUUGAAUGAGUACACACAAGGCACCGCCGACGAGUCACACAGCGCACACGAUCUCCAUGCCAUCUGCUCGCACAAACCGGAACGAGCAGCCCUCUACAACCAUGCCGCAAUGGCAAUCCACACGCAUUUCUUCUGGGAAGCUCUGACGGACAGCGAAGACCCUCUAGACCGAAAGCCGGGCAACUACACAUCACGUUCAAUAGAGAUGGACUUUGAAUCACUCGACCACCUCCGGACCGAAUUUCUCGAGGUCGCGGACGCCAUGUUCGGCAAUGGCUUCGUGUGGCUGAUGAAGCCCAAGACGCCCGGCGGACUGAAGAUCUUGGCCACAUAUAACGCGGGCAGCCCGUACUCGGUCGCAGCUCCGCGCCGAGACGACCGCAACAUGGCCACGUACAACGGUCGACAGGUCGGCACGGAUUUACUCAAUUCUGGCAUGAAUGCCGACAGCCUAGGGCCCGGAGGUGGACGAUAUGCAGGAUCCUUCGGCAACUUCAGUUCGGCACGGGCAAAUCUAUUCGUGGGAGCGUUGGACGCUGAACCCAUCCUGUGUGCCAACGUCUGGCAGCACCAGUGGUUACCUGAUUAUGGCAUGUUCGGCAAGCGCGAGUACCUGACGGCGUGGUGGGACAGUAUCGACUGGAAGAUGGUCGAGAGCCGGCAUAACCAUGUUGAGUGGGAGCAGGAUCGCAGAGUCAACAGAUCGCGCGGCAGGCAACAAUAUACUGGUUUAACGGCCGCGGUUCAAGGGGGUUUGUAA